Messenger RNA from Aspergillus luchuensis, 663 nucleotides. RefSeq names its product putative RNA binding protein Pym. Gene Ontology annotation, cellular component: exon-exon junction complex; cytoplasm. Gene Ontology annotation, biological process: exon-exon junction complex disassembly. NCBI's taxonomy places the organism in Eukaryota, Fungi, Ascomycota, Eurotiomycetes, Eurotiales, Aspergillaceae. Bases 1 to 663 code for a protein of 220 amino acids. The record is from RefSeq and is a predicted model, not a curated record. Gene Ontology annotation, molecular function: RNA binding. The transcript has a single exon.
AUGGCCUCCAACAAGCCUGGUGCGGUCAGUUCCUCCGGGAUCACAACGAAUGAAUCCACAGGGGAACGCUACAUUCCUUCGUCUGUCCGUGCCGACGGUUCCAAGCGACGAGAGAUCCGUGUCCGACCGGGAUACCGCCCUCCUGAGGAUGUGGAACUAUACAAAACCCGUGCGGCAGAGGCCUGGAAGAAUCGCGGAAAAGGCGGGGUUCCCGGUGCCGAUGGAUUGAAGGACGACGAGGACACCUCGGCCAACAAGGCAGGUGGUGCAACCAACAACAAGAAUGCGAAGCGUCGCGAAGCUAGAAAGAAGGCCAAGGCCACACAGGAUGGUGCUACCAACGGCAAGGAUGUGACUCGCAUCGAGAACUGGCGUGCCGCUGCGCCCGAAGAGGCUAAGAAGCAAUCGAACGGAGCCGAAAAGGACGCAGCGCAAACCGAAGAGGCAGUCGACCCUGAAGCCGAGAAGGAAAAGAAGGCCCGCAACUUGAAGAAGAAGCUGAGGCAGGCUCGCGACCUGCGCGACAAGAAAGCCCAGGGAGAGGCCCUUCUUCCCGAGCAGUUGGAGAAGGUGAUCAAGAUUCAGGAGCUGAUUCGCCAACUGGACUCCCUCGGGUUCGAUUCGAACGGAGACAAGAAGGAGGCCACCGAAGUGAAGGAGUAG